Messenger RNA from Porites lobata, 2027 nucleotides. Lineage: Eukaryota; Metazoa; Cnidaria; Anthozoa; Scleractinia; Poritidae. The record is from the annotation of a GenBank genome assembly.
AAACGUAUAAAAGAAAUAACUUCCCUACAAAGAAAAGUCAUACUUGGUUUCCUUAAAGGAUGCGAUACGUUUGCGUGUCUCCCGACGGGCUACGGAAAAUCUUUAAUUUACCAACUAGCAGUACGAGUGGCUGCCGAGUUAUCUGUUGUUAACAAUUACAAGGAUCUCUUCUCUACAGAACCAGUGGUUUUAGUUGUCUCUCCUUUGAAUGCCCUUAUCAAGGACCAGUUAUCGUCUUGUGAGAAACUAGGGAUCAAUGCUACCAAAAUAGAAGGCACGGAGUUGCCAUCCUUAGAAGGCACUGAAAUUGUCUACAUUAGCCCGGAAACUUUAAUUGGAAACACGCAGAUUCUUCUAAAACUUGGAGAGCGCCUGCUUGGGAUAGUUGUUGACGAGUCUCACUGCGUGAAUAACUGGUAAGAAUAGUAAUGAAAAAAUCUUAAAUCCCCAACUACUGAUAUAUUGAAGUCAACUUACAAGCCAAUGAUGCACUGAACCAUUAACUGUCAUCAAGUCAUUCAAAAUGCCCUUUCCCUGCUAGCAGAGGUCUCUCACGACGAGACCUCUGCUAGCAGGGAAAAUGCCCUCAACUAAAAUACUUAAUUCUGAGUUGAAAGGUGCUAUUUGAAAGCUAUCAUCAUUGCUUUACGUAUUUGAAAUGUAAUCACUCUUAAUUAUAAAAGACAAAGACAACUUCUAGGUGAUGACCUAAGGUAUCCAACCAAGUCUUUCUUAUUUCCCAGAUAUUAAUGCAUUUGCUCUUAUGUUGAUAAAAAGGUGCAUUACACUGUAUGUUGUUUUGCCAUUUAUGUUAUCACCAGUGCUAAGCACCCAUAAUUGACUUUUCAUAACGUUUGUCUAUUUUUUUUGAUAGGGGCUUUGGAUCUUCUCCUGAGAAAGCACCCUUUCGAGAUGCCUACAGCAAAAUAGGCAAUGUGGGGGGUUUCACAAGAGCUCCUUUACUGUGCUUAACUGCAACAGCAGCAAAGAAAACAAGAAAGCAAAUUAUCAAGACUUUGUACAUGAAAAAUGUACUUUUCAUUAGUAAGCCACCUGAUAAAAACUAUAUAAAAAUGUCAGUGCAUAAACUUUCUCAAGAAGAGGAGUUGGAAACAACAUUUUCCUGGCUGACAGAAGAACUCGAGACCAAAAAAAAUAGAACGAGCAAAACAAUAAUCUACUGUCGGUCAAUAAAUGCUUGUGGGGAAUUAUAUUCCAUGAUGGAUAGUGUUCUUGAUGGAGAUGCCAUCUCCAACAUCGCCAUGUUUCACAGUAAGACACCCGAGGCUUUGAAAACAAAGGUCUUAGAUAAUUUUAUUCCCAUGGAUGGCCCAGUGAGGGUAGUGGUUUCUACCACAGCCCUAGGAAUGGGGGUAAAUAUCCCAAAUGUGGAAAGGGUAUGCCAUUUUGGCAUCCCUGAUACCGUGGAAGAAUAUGUUCAGGAAAUUGGGUGGGCAGGACGGGAUGGGAGGAAAAGCCACAGUAUAUGGUAUUUUAAGUCCUACCAUUUGGCACAUUGCGAUGAUAGCAUGAAAGCAUUCAUCAGAAAUCCAGAAACCAAGUGCAGACGUGAGAUGGUGGCGAUGCACUUUAAAACAAAGCAUGCAAAAGUUUCCCCAUUACAUGACUGUUGUGACGUGUGUACUGAAAAGUGUGAUUGUUCCCUGUCAUCUUGCAAAGAAGGUCCUCACAUGGCCCAACCUGCUAUAGCUGAAUACAAUGCUCCAAUGAGAACUGUAGAGGAUGAUGAAAGGCAGCUUUUGCGUGAAAUUUUGCAUGAAUUAAAAGACUCCACAAAUGCCUCUGGCUCAAUAUUUGGGUCGAACAAUUUAUUGGCACAGAUAGAUGACAAUUUAAUAAAAGAACUGGUGAACAGCUGUGAGUACAUCUUCACUACAUCUUACCUGAUGGAAAACUUUGCAAUAUUUAAUAGUGACACUGCCCAACAGAUUCUCACUGUGUUUGCGGAUGUGUUUGGGGAUAUAGAAGAGGUAGAAUUUGUAACAGCUAUGGAAUUGUCAAAGUUU